Molecule: messenger RNA, 2245 nt
Organism: Acomys russatus (golden spiny mouse)
Lineage: Eukaryota; Metazoa; Chordata; Mammalia; Rodentia; Muridae
Gene: Zdhhc20
Product: zinc finger DHHC-type palmitoyltransferase 20
Exons: 14
Coding region: 121-1254 (377 amino acids)
Biological process (GO): synaptic vesicle maturation; peptidyl-L-cysteine S-palmitoylation; protein targeting to membrane
Cellular component (GO): Golgi apparatus; endoplasmic reticulum
Molecular function (GO): protein-cysteine S-palmitoyltransferase activity
Source: RefSeq, a predicted model, not a curated record
CCCUUCGCCUUUGCUCACGGCAGCCGCGCCUCAGGGGCGGGGGAGCUGGCGUCGGAGUCGCGGGGGUUUUGGCGCUUUGCAGUACCGUGGGGAGCGGGACCAGGCGGUCACCGGAGGAACAUGGCGCCCUGGACGCUCUGGCGCUGCUGCCAACGCGUGGUGGGCUGGGUUCCGGUGCUCUUCAUCACCUUUGUAGUCGUCUGGUCCUACUACGCGUACGUGGUGGAGCUGUGCGUGUUUACUGUUUCUGGAAAAGGAGAAAAUGGAAAGACCGUUGUUUACCUUGUGGCUUUCCAUCUGUUCUUUGUUAUGUUUGUAUGGUCCUAUUGGAUGACAAUAUUCACAUCUCCCGCUAGCCCCUCCAAAGAGUUCUACUUGUCAAAUUCUGAAAAGGAACGGUAUGAGAAGGAGUUCAGCCAAGAAAGACAGCAAGAUAUUUUGAGAAGAGCAGCAAGAGACUUACCCGUCUACACCACAUCAGCUUCAAAGGCUAUCCGAUAUUGUGAAAAAUGUCAGUUGAUUAAACCUGAUCGGGCCCAUCAUUGCUCAGCCUGUGACAGAUGUGUUCUUAAGAUGGAUCAUCACUGUCCGUGGGUGAAUAACUGUGUGGGAUUUACAAAUUACAAAUUCUUCAUGCUGUUUUUAUUGUAUUCUCUACUGUAUUGCCUUUUUGUGGCUUCAACGGUUUUAGAGUACUUUAUAAAAUUUUGGACGCUUUGCCGCAGGAAAUCUACAGAAAAUUGCCCAAAGAAUGAACUGUCAGUUUCACAUGCAAAAUUCCACGUACUGUUCCUUUUCUUUGUGUCUGCAAUGUUCUUCGUCAGUGUGCUCUCACUAUUUAGCUACCAUUGCUGGCUAGUUGGAAAAAAUAGGACGACAAUAGAAUCAUUCCGUGCACCUAUGUUUUCUUAUGGAAUAGAUGGAAAUGGUUUCUCUCUUGGAUGCAGUAAAAAUUGGAGACAAGUCUUUGGUGAUGAAAAGAAAUACUGGCUAGUUCCAGUAUUUUCCAGCUUGGGUGAUGGUUGCAGUUUUCCAACUCGUCUUGUGGGCAUGGAUCCAGAACAAGCUUCUGUUGGAAACCAGAGUGAUUAUGUCAGAAGUAUUGGCUCAAAUCAACCUUUUCCUAUCAAACCACUUAGUGAAUCAAAAAACCGUUUGUUGGACAGUGAAUCUCAGUGGCUAGAGAAUGGAGCUGAGGACGGUGUCACCAGAUCAGGGACAAAUAAUCAUGUAACAGUGGCAAUAGAAAAUUGAAUACUGCUUGUUCAUAACUAACCAUUUGAUGAGUGCAAGGUAUAUAAAAACACAUUUUGGACUAUUUUCAGUUUUAUUUGCAAGAAAAUAAUCGAUGGAAUGAAAUGAUUGAAGAAUAACAGAAGGUAUAUUUUUACAAAGGAAGUGUUUAUGCAGUUUGAUGGAUCCGCAGAAGCACUACAGAGCAGAAAGAUGCCUUAAUUUUCAGUGUCUAUUUGUGCAACAUUGCCUCACAGCUCAAAAGUGACUUAAUUUUCCUUUGGAAAUAACACCUGUUUUGAGAUGCUAUCAUCACAUGUUAAUAUGCUGGAUGUAUUUUUAACACCUGAGUUACAAAAGAGUUGUUUCUUAGUAUCCACAUAAAUUCCCACCCCCAAAACACAAACUAAAAAGUUGUCUGUGGUGAAGUUAUCUAGGGCAAAUGGUGGCUAAAAAUGAUAUCCAAACCACUGAUUCUUGCACUGUAUAAGGGAAAGAAAAUACUGUUUUUUUUAUUAGAUGUUUACUAAUUUAUAAUUACUGUUUUAUACUUUUCAACAUUUUAAUAAAGAUUUUUUUAUUAUUGGCUACAAAAUAACACUCAGAAGGAUUCAGAGACCUAAAUAUAAUCAUUUAAAACAUUGAAGAUAUUAAUAUAAUUCAAUGAAGGUUGUAGUUAGAGGCAUUGAUACUUCUAAUUAAUACUUGUAAAGGCCAGGUGGCACAUGCCUGUGAUCCUUCACUGGGGCGGAGGCUGUGAGUUUGAGUCUAGCCUGGGUUAUAUAGGGAUGUAUGCAUGCACAGGCAUCUAAAACGCAGAGUAAAAGAAACAUUAAUACAACCAUGUGGUGGUGUGUGUGCCCAAGGCUCAAAGGCAACAUGGUAGUAAAAGAAAUAUUUGGGUAUUCUCUGCUUUUUAAUUACGAUUUGUUGAAUUUUCAGGGGAAUUUUAUAUGAGCAGGGACGCACAGAAGUUCACAUGCUAGACAAAGAUCUAACACAGUAUAAAUAG